AUGAGGCACGGAGGGCGCGGAUUGGUCGGCGGCCAGCGCCUCAGGGGCCGACGCCGGCGCGCCGAUUGGGCAGUACAGUCGGACUGGGCGGGCGAGCGGCCAUGGCGUGGUUACUUGGGCCGCGCUGAGCCCGGCUCGCUUCUUUCUGUCGCAUUCGGGGAAGGGGCGGCCGUCGGUGCCGCCGCCGCUACGGCAAUGAUGAAGGGCGCGCUGGCCAGCCCCGUGGCCCACGCCACAGCCAUGCAGGAGACUUUCGGCUGCGCCGUCGCCAACCGCUUCCAUCAGCUGCUCGACGACGAGUCCGACCCUUUCGACAUCCUCCGCGAGGCGGAGCGGCGCAAACAGCAGAGCAAGAAGCGCGAAGAGGCGGCCGCCGCCCCCCCGGCCGGCAGGAAGCCCGGCCCGGGAGGAGCCGCCGCUGCCGCCGCCGCCGCCGCCAAAAGGGAAUCCCAGAAGGAGCGCAAAGGCGCCUCUUUCCUGCAGCCGGAGAGCCCCCCAGCAGUGCCCGGCCAGAAGCGAGCUCCAAAAAGGGGAGAACAGCAGGGAUGGAAUGAAAACCGAGGCACAGAGGUAAAGCAAGAUAAAGCUGAAUGGAGACCUUCUUUCAGGGAGUACCGUCCUCAUGAAAUGGAGAGACAAGCGGAGUUAACACUAGAAAGACCAAUAGACCGAUUUGAUCGGGAAAGGCCAAUGAGAGGUCGCGGGGGAGGAAGAGGUGGAAUGAGAGGAAGAGGAAGAGGUGGUGGAAUGAACAGGACUUUCAACGGCUUUGAUCAAAGAGGGAAGCGGGAAUUUGACCGACAGAGUGGGAGCGACAAAACAGGAGUCAGAGCAGAAGACAAAAGGGGUGGAAGUGGACCUCGCAACUGGGGAGCAGUUAAGGAUGAUAUGAGUGAGCUGGAACAGACUGCUCCUAUGGAAGAGACCGCAGAAACAGAAGAGAAUCCAGGAGCACCUGAAGGAGAAUCUCCAACCAAAGUUGCUGAAGGGGAGCCUGUGGAAGAAGUAGUUCAAGAGAUGACGUUGGAUGAGUGGAAAAAUCUUCAGGAGCAAAGUCGACCAAAGCCUGAAUUCAACAUCCGGAAGCCUGAAACCACUGUUCCUUCUAAAGCAGUGGUGAUUCACAAGUCAAAAUACAGAGAUGAUGUGCUGAAGGAGGAUUUUGAGGACGAUGCUCACUUUUUCCGGAAAGCAGCAAAUGACAUCACUUCUCAGCUGGACAUUAAUUUUGGGAACCUGCCUCGUCCGGGGCGUGGAGCUAGAGGAGCCCGGGGAGGUCGCGGGCGUGUCCGGAGAGUUGAGGACUCAGGAGGACACAGGCCAGAAGUGAUGAUGCACACCACUGCUCCAAACCCCGAUGACCCCGAGGAUUUCCCUGCUUUAGCUUGAAAGAACUGAAUAAUGGCGCCUCAAAAGUAGCUGUGACGAUAACAGCUCUAUGUUGCUGUGGAAGAAUAUCAUCCAAGCCUACAGAGAGAGAUGACUUAUGUGUGUGAAUUUUGCACUUCUAUUGUGUUAAGCGCCUAGACCUAUCCUGUGGGCUAGGAGGCAAGGUUGAGCACCACUGUUUGGGGAUUAGCUUUGUGAAGGCUUAUGGUAUCAUACGUGAGGGCUUUCAAAUAAAGGUUCAAGGUGAUGGUGUCAAAACAA
This is a messenger RNA of Zootoca vivipara (common lizard), 1650 nucleotides long. It is a transcript of the gene HABP4, whose product is annotated as hyaluronan binding protein 4. The record is from RefSeq and is a predicted model, not a curated record. Lineage: Eukaryota; Metazoa; Chordata; Lepidosauria; Squamata; Lacertidae. Gene Ontology annotation, biological process: positive regulation of RNA splicing; positive regulation of translational initiation. Gene Ontology annotation, cellular component: nucleus; cytoplasm. Gene Ontology annotation, molecular function: RNA binding.